Branchiostoma floridae (Florida lancelet) is the source of this 2301-nucleotide messenger RNA. RefSeq lists its product as uncharacterized. Lineage: Eukaryota; Metazoa; Chordata; Leptocardii; Amphioxiformes; Branchiostomatidae. The record is from RefSeq and is a predicted model, not a curated record. The transcript is spliced from 17 exons. Bases 1 to 2301 code for a protein of 766 amino acids.
AUGGAGCGGCUGAAAAGCGAGGACGUAUCGGACCACCGUCCGUUCGACCAGGCGUGGCUUGACUCGUGUCUACAGGAGACGCUCCUCCCGAACACGCCCUGGCAAAAGGUGCAAGAAAAGAUAGGCGAGCGUUUUGCGCGGCGGAUUGAGAAGCAGCUCAACCACAGCGACCGGAGACAGAUGAUCUUCGAGCUGCUGGGGGAACAGUUCGUCGACAAGUUCUUCCCAAAGUAUCCCAACAACCCAACUCUCAUUGAACCCCCUGCGGUGGACCCCGCCCGUAAGGAUGUGCUGAAGAAGGAAGCGCAGGCGUGGCUGCAGCAGCAGCUCUACAAGGCGGCGCGAGACGUCGGCUGCCAGCGCGCACCGGGGCAGGACUACCAGGCCGACACCGCCCCCGAGAUGGUCGAGUUCGUGGAACACACGUACCAGGUGUUCUACACUGGCAUGGACCGGCAGCUGGUCAUAGAAGACCAGGUCAGACAGGAGGAGGAAGAAAAACCAACAUGGAAGAAAGACAAAAAUUCCCGCCGACCCAACAACCACCAGCACGGGGACGUGAAACGACAAGACCGCCACUCCACAGCCCGGCUGCAGGGGGGUAAGCCCCCCCAGUCCUGGGGCCCGGCGAGCGACUCCCUGGGCAGACACGUGGUCGCCAUCUUAAGGAGGGACCCGAGACGUCUUCAGGAGGUAUGCAGCCGGCUCCUGGGGAAGCAGCUGCCGGGAACCUUGAGGAUGUACGUCUGGACAGAUGUACUGAUGAAGGAGGAGAGGAGGAAGAUUAAGGACCACUCCGUGAAUGUGGAGAAGAUGUUGCGUGAGCUGUUUGGACGGGGGAUCGUGCAGGGUGUCCAGGCGCUGAAGCUGAAGAGUGCCACCAGGUCCCCCAUCUCAGGCCUGGUGGAGAACGCUGUCAUAGAGAUGUAUGACCGAACCCCCGGCAUGCAGGCAUACAGCCAGCCUGAGCAGCUGAAAGAGGCUGCGCGCGUCCUGAAUAUACUCUACACGUACGACCGCUCCUACGAGCCCUACCUCAUCCACUGGCUCUUCCCACUGCAACUCGUCUACACCGACGGCUCCAGCCUAGGUUUGUUUGUUUGUUUGUUUGUUUGUUUGUGGAACAUCCUGUACACAUACGAUCACUCCUACGAGCCCUACCUCAUCCACUGGCUCUUCCCACUGCAACUGGUCUACACCGACGGCUCCAGCCAAGAGGAGCACCCAUAUGAGCUGGCCAUGUACCUGAAGCUGCUGGUCGACUCGCGCUUCCCGAAGUGGCCGGAGGUGUUCGCCAUCGCCGAGCGAGUCAUGGAGCGCCUGAAGCACGAGGACAGACACCUGCACAGGCACCUGGUGGAGUGCUCGCUCAAGAACGUCUCCUUCGAUCCCAAGGAUUUCCUGGUACAGCUGAUCCAUAAGGAGAAGGAACAGGCUCAGGUCGGCAGUAAGGGGGGACAGAAACCCGUACAGCCGUCACCAGAACUGCUGGCCAAUCCUCUCAUCUUCGUACGCAAGUGGGUGGGCGAGGGUUUUGUGAGUGUCCUGGAUGCGCAGGCCGUGCUGCUAGUCUGGGACCAGGCCUUCAUGACGGACUGGAAGCACAAGGUGCUGGAGGACUUCUGCCUGGUGAUUCUGAUGCUCCAGAGGGACCUGCUGCUCCAGGCUACGGACUACCACACUAUGAAAGGGGUGUUGCUCCUUGAGCCAUGCCGACUCUACACAGCAGACAUACAGCGGGGCUGGAUGCACCUACAACAGGGCGGGCUGCCUGCAGAUUUACCAACUCUCAACAGGAGGCGCCCUAGCCAUGAGGAGUGGGUCGCCCAGUUCGACCACAAGAACGUCCGUCUGACCGCCUCCGUCUACUUCGGCGACAUCAAGCUCCGCUCCAAGUCCACUGUCACCGAGCCGCGCCUUAAAGACAAGAAGCAGAACCUCCAGUCGAACCUGGGGGAGUAUGUGGACACUUACUCCAUAGAGUUCAAGGAGGACCUGGUCUUCACCAACCUGGACCCUUCCCAGUUCCACGGGGUCGACUUUGGGCCUGACAACCAACCGUACGCCAUUGUUAGGGCAAGCUACAGGGACAAGGGGGAGGAUGACAAAGCCACCAUCCCUGUGAACCUGGGAUGGGUGAAGAUCCCAGUGUAUCGGCAGGAGCUAUCCCAGGAUGCCUCGGGCGAGGGGGGACUCCCCAUGAGGGGGGCGCGCCCCCACUGGGACAUCAUCGAGGGCGAGCAGACCAUCACCGUCGUCCCCGGCAACGUCCCGGAGACCGCCGUCGGCAAGACGUGGUGA